Molecule: messenger RNA, 867 nt
Organism: Gastrolobium bilobum
Lineage: Eukaryota; Viridiplantae; Streptophyta; Magnoliopsida; Fabales; Fabaceae
Product: outer envelope pore protein 16, chloroplastic
Exons: 6
Coding region: 115-549 (144 amino acids)
Biological process (GO): protein import into chloroplast stroma
Cellular component (GO): chloroplast outer membrane
Molecular function (GO): amino acid transmembrane transporter activity
Source: RefSeq, a predicted model, not a curated record
UCUUUACAUCUCCCCUAUGUGAUCUGAAUGAACUGUGAAGUUUGAAGUAUAAAUUAGUUUAUAACUAAAAGAAACAAGGGAAGGAAGACGAAAUUAGAGGAGUGAAAGUGAAAGAUGUUUCCAGGGUCGCUAUCUACGCCAAAGGUGGACGUAAUUAUAGACAUGGGCAAUCCAUUCCUAAACCUCACCGUUGAUGGUUUCUUGAAGAUCGGAACCGUCGCAGCCACGCGGGCAGCUGCCGAGGAUACCUAUCAUAUUCUCCAAAAGGGUAAGGGAAAUAUUUCAAGUCGUGAUUUUGAGAAAAUGCUGAAGAAGAUGUGUAAAGAAGGUGCAUAUUGGGGAACUGUAGCUGGCGUAUACGUUGGAAUGGAAUAUGGGGUAGAGAGGAUCCGUGGCACCAGGGACUGGAAGAAUGCCAUGAUUGGAGGUGCGGUAACUGGGGCUCUUGUAUCUGCAUGCAGCGAAAAUAGGAAAGACAGGAUUGCCAUAGACGCCAUUACAGGGGCAGCAGUUGCUACUGCUGCAGAAUUCAUAAAUUACCUUACCUGAAUGAAUGAAAAUGGAUGUCUUCCUGGUAUUCUUGCGUGUUUUGAAAAGGGAUUUGCACAAUAAGCCUCUUUUGUCAUCAUUUGUAUUGGUCCCGUAUUAAUACUGAAUUACUGAUGCAGUUAUUUCCAAGAUAUGCUAGUUGUUUAGCUUUCUGUUAAACCUAUGUUUUGAUCAAUUAUAUUGGCUAAUCGGUGGUGUGCAUGAUAGUAGCUCUCUGUUGCAAUUUUGUCAGUGACAUGUUCAGUUCAAUUUAGUCUUUGGGUUCUGGUAUUAUCAAGGCUCUGGAUGAACAGGUUUUUAAAUUUAACCGUUCUUUCC